GAGUGCUUAUAAAAACGAACCGGGAUCCCGAUCCACACGAACAAGCGCAACAGAGCAAAUCAAACCAACAUCGUUCCCAAAGAGCGUUCACUUUCAACAGACGGGCGCUUUGAACUGUUCGCGGCUCGAGAGCGUUUACUUGCUGCUGUCCGCGUAAUUCUGCACAUCUUUGGGACUCCGGUUCAUUCAAGAGGAGCAUCCGCACGGAGUGGACCGGGACGGAACGCUGUCAUCGUCCUCCGCACUGUUUUUGAACGCUUUUACACUUGAAAUAAAGUGGACGUUGACCUGUCAGCCACAUUAGGUGAGAAGCCGAUAUUUUCUUCUUGUUCCAGAAGAACUCUAUGAGUACAAAGAUGGAGCAGCCGUUUUAUCACGACGACUCGUUUCUGUUGGGUUACGGUCACAAUGACGCGGCACUACACGAUUAUAAACUCCAGAAACAGAGCAUGAACUUGAACCUGACCGAGCCCUAUCGGAACCUCAAAUCGGACCUGUAUCAGAUCAGCGGCGCCGAUAUGGGCUCGCUCAAACUCGCCUCGCCGGAGCUGGAGAGGCUCAUCAUCCAGAACAGCAACGGGGUGCUGACGACGCCCACCCCGGGCCAGUACCUCUACAGUCGGGGGAUCACCGACGAGCAGGAGGGCUUCGCGGAGGGCUUCGUCAAGGCUCUGGAUGAUCUUCACAAGAUGAACCAGAUGCCCCCGCCCAACGUGUCGAUUGGAGCCGGCGGCGUGACGACGUGCUCGACGACCGCGUCCGUUUUUGGCUCCUCCCUGCAGUCUGAGCCUCCCAUUUACACGACGCUGAACGCGUACUGCCCAGCGCCCAGCCACCCGUCCACCACCAUCAGCUACCUGCCGCCGCACGUACAGCAGAGCCAACACCCGGAAAACGCGCACGCGUUCCAGCACUCCGGCGUCCUCCCGCAGCGCUUCGUGCCUUUGAAAGAGGAGCCCCAGACCGUUCCCGACAUGCACAGCAGCGACGGCUCGCCACCCAUGUCUCCGAUCGACAUGGAGAACCAGGAACGCAUCAAGGCGGAACGCAAGAAACUCCGGAACCGCCUGGCGGCCACCAAAUGCCGCCGGCGCAAGCUGGAACGCAUCGCGCGGCUGGAGGAGAAAGUGAAGGUGCUCAAGUCCGACAACGCCGGGCUGUCCAACACCGCCUCCGUCCUGCGGGACCAGGUGGCCCAACUCAAACAGAAGGUGCUGAGGCACAUGAACAGCGGCUGUCAGCUGAUGUUGACCAGUAAGAUGGAAGCGUUUUAAACGCGGCCGGACUUUUAAUCAGAAAUAACACUGGAAAUCGUAUAUGUUCUACGACUGAACGGAACUCAAAAGCCCUCGAAUGAGGCGUUUUGGACACGUUCUGGGUUCCGAGUUAAACGAGCGAACCCGCCGCGAACGGAGUGGGAGAGACCGGACUCUGAGCCCCCAGAGACAGACGGGAGCCAAGAGAGAAGUGGACAGGCCAGUCGCCGCCGCCUCAGUAUCAAUAACGUGUCGUUGUUUUUUGUCAUGAUCAGCUGUGUAUUUGAUCAUGUGAACGCAUAUGAUAUUGUCGUGCAGUUCCUGAACUCAUAAGUUAUUGUACUAGUCAGGUUGAUCCUGACACUAUGUUAACGAUAUGUCACAUGUUUACAAUGUCUUUUUUAUGUGUGCUAUGUUCAAGUAAAGAUUUUGAAAUAUAA
Cyprinus carpio (common carp) is the source of this 1696-nucleotide messenger RNA. RefSeq names its product JunB proto-oncogene, AP-1 transcription factor subunit b. The record is from RefSeq and is a predicted model, not a curated record. Gene Ontology annotation, molecular function: DNA-binding transcription factor activity, RNA polymerase II-specific; RNA polymerase II cis-regulatory region sequence-specific DNA binding; transcription factor binding. NCBI's taxonomy places the organism in Eukaryota, Metazoa, Chordata, Actinopteri, Cypriniformes, Cyprinidae. Gene Ontology annotation, cellular component: transcription regulator complex. Gene Ontology annotation, biological process: regulation of cell population proliferation; regulation of cell cycle; regulation of transcription by RNA polymerase II.